AUGGACCUCAAAAAGAAAAAAAACCUUCGAAAUAUAUCAAAAAUCCCUUUCAAAGUACUAGACGCACCUUCCUUACAAGACGAUUUCUACCUAAAUUUAGUAGAUUGGUCUUUAACGAAUGUCCUUGCAGUUGCACUUGGUCCUUGUGUUUAUUUAUGGAAGGCAAACAGCAAUAUAGUGGUAAAGUUUUGCGAUUUAGGAUCCAAUGAUUCCGUUGCAAGUGUUAAUUGGCACCCUAAGGGUCAUUAAUUAUGUAUAGGAACUUCCAAAGGAGAAACAUAAGUUUGGGAUGCUGGUGAGAUUUAAAACAUAAGGACUCUAAAAGGACAUUAGGGAAGAGUAGGUUCUAUAGCUUGGUCUUAAGGAACAUUAUCUACAGGUUCUAGAGAUAAAAAUAUAUUAAUGAGAGACCUAAGAGAUAAAAAUCAUUAUUAUAAAAAAUUAAAAGAACAUAAAUAAGAAAUAUGUGGUUUAAAAUGGAGUUUUGAUGAACAACUAUUAGCUUCAGGAGGUAAUGAUAAUAAAUUAAAUGUCUGGAAUAAUCAUUCAUAAGAACCUGUUUGUAAAUUCUACGAACAUCAAGCUGCUGUCAAAGCUAUAGCUUGGUCAUCUCAUUAACAUAAUUUAUUAGCAUCAGGAGGAGGCACAUAAGAUAGAUGUAUUAGAUUUUGGAAUACUUCUACUAAUAAAUAAUUAGAUUUCAUAGAUACUUAAUCAUAAGUUUGUAAUCUUAUGUUUGGUAAAAGUGUUAAUGAAAUAGUUAGUACACAUGGAUAUUCUUAGAAUUAAAUUAUAGUAUGGAAAUAUCCAUCCAUGUAAAAAGUCGCAGAAUUAACAGGACAUACAUCAAGAGUUUUAUUCUUGGCUAUGAGUCCAGAUGGAUAGACAAUUGUUACAGGAGCUGGAGAUGAAACUUUAAGAUUUUGGAAUGUUUUUCCUUCUAUUAACGAUUAAUUAUAAUAAAAAAGUAUACUUGUAAAUGAUAUCAGUGAUUUAAGAUGA
Ichthyophthirius multifiliis is the source of this 1002-nucleotide messenger RNA. RefSeq lists its product as hypothetical. Gene Ontology annotation, cellular component: anaphase-promoting complex. The record is from RefSeq and is a predicted model, not a curated record. Gene Ontology annotation, biological process: anaphase-promoting complex-dependent catabolic process; positive regulation of ubiquitin protein ligase activity; positive regulation of anaphase-promoting complex-dependent catabolic process. Gene Ontology annotation, molecular function: protein binding; anaphase-promoting complex binding; ubiquitin ligase activator activity. NCBI's taxonomy places the organism in Eukaryota, Ciliophora, Oligohymenophorea, Hymenostomatida. The transcript is spliced from 2 exons.